AUGAUGGCCAAGUAUCUCGCGCUUCUUCUUCUUCUUCUUUCCACUGUUACUGCUCAAUUAUACAUGAGCAACAACAUGGUUUUCGACUACCCGGAUGAAGAAAUCGCAAUGAAUUGUGAGCAUUUCAACUAGUAUUUAAGAAAAUGAACUCGAGGUUUCAGACCUGCCCGUCUUCGAAAGUUACCCGGAUGUUCUCCCAGAGUAUCGCGUCUUAUCCUACCCUCCUCCGUCUACAUCAAGACAGGUAUUCAUCCAACUUUUGCGGUUUAAAAUUUUCUUUGCUUAUGUCAGAUGUGGACUGGAUGCGGAUGUGCCGAAGCCAAAACCUAUGGUGAUUAUCUGAGGUCGAGACCAAAAUCCAGAGGCCAGAGAAUGUUGGCCUACUACCAGAUGAUGUAG
Molecule: messenger RNA, 399 nt
Organism: Caenorhabditis sp. 36 PRJEB53466
Lineage: Eukaryota; Metazoa; Nematoda; Chromadorea; Rhabditida; Rhabditidae
Source: the annotation of a GenBank genome assembly